AUCUUUUUUUUUUCUCUCCUCCCCUCUUCUCAAACUAAAUUUAUUAUUAGAGAUCAAUUGUAAGAAUUGCAAGUUUAUUCAUUUGCUAAAACGCCAAGUUCAUUCAUCUACCAUAUCAUAAGCCCUGCACGUUUCAGAUUAUUACAUAAAAUAUAAGCAUAAGAAGCAGUAAUAAGGUUCUAGGUAUCAUUGUCAAACUAACCACAUUCAAAUAAACCAAAUUCAACUUCCUAAACAAAAAUGAAAUUAAGUGGCACUAGUCAACUUCCUCAUUUUCCUGAAUUAUCCGUCAUUCUAUCUAAGUAUUAAUAAUGGAGACUUUGAAGUACCUCGCCCCACUUAUUUGCAGCUGCUUCAAUUUCUUCAAGGUUUCUAAUAAAAAAUAUAAUUUUUAUGAUCUUAUUAACCAUGAAUUAAGUGGAUAUGCACCUUUUAAGUUUCUUGUUUUGUCUAAACGGUGCACCUUGAGGCUAGCAGGAGCAGAUAAACGCUGCGCUUGGGUGCUGUAGAAGUAGAAGCUUUUGUUAGUGGUGGGCGGUAGACUGUUGAUCUCCUGAUUUUGUUCUUCAAUUUCUCUCUUUCUUGCAAUCUUUUUUUGUUUUCUUGGAACUGGGAGAGAAUCGGGAGGUAGUUCGAUGCCACAGAAGAAGAAUUUCAGGAAAAGGAGUUUCGAGGAGGAGGAGGAGGAGGAGGAGGAAGGAGACCAAAACAAUGCGUCUGAGGACGAAGAGGAAAGGAGAUUAGUUCUAGAGGAGGUGAAAUUCCUGCAGAAGCAGAGGGAGAGGAAGUCGGGAAUACCUGCCAUUAUUCCGACGGUGCAAACAGGAGCCGCGGUUGUUGCUAAAGGGACUGAUGAGGUCGAAGUAGAUGAAGAGAAGGAAGAGCUCGUUCUUCAAGAUACUUUUGCACAGGAAAAUGCAGUCAUGGUUGAGGAUCCAAACAUGUGAAGAAACGAAAUUCAGAAGAAAGUUCUACUCAGUGGACUACUGGGAUCUCCGAGGUUCAGCUCCCUAUGGAGUAUUUUCUUUAGAAAUCUUUCAUUUGAUAACAUGAGCUUCUUAGGUUUAACCAUAUUAGCAUGAUGCCAGUAAUACUUGCAAGUGUUCAAUUUUCAACAAAGGGAAGAUAUAAUGACCUCAAUUUGUCAUGUCACUUCUAUUAUAGUGGGGAGCCUCCAUUAGAUUGCAAAAUGUCAUGCCUCUCUUACUAUAAUGGGCUAAUUGUUCCUAUGCUUGCAGAUACAAGUUAAGAAAUAUUGAGGAAACAGAGGCUGCCAAAAAGCUUCUACAGGAAAAGCGGCUUAUUGGCCAGACAAAAUCAGAAGUUAGCAUCUCUUCUGUGCUUUUGAGAUUAGAAUGAUAUCAGUGUUCACCUCCCAUCAAAUUUCAGAACUUGGUGUUGCUUGCUUGUCUGCGCCAAGUUAUAUCUUGUCAAUAUUUUAUGUGACGUUGUAAUCUCGAGUUCUGUCUUUUCUGUUUUUGUAUAUCUAAUGAGGCAUGUGUGUGGUCUUCAUUCUAUAAACUUGCAGAACAUCCUGAGCUAUACAAAGACAGAGGUUCACAAGAUGAUAAUGCUAAGCCCAGGCCGACUGAUACCGGGACAGCAGGAAGUAGGCAAGCUGCAACAGAUGACUUCAUGCUGGAAAGGUUCCGGAAACGGGUAAUGCGGAUAUAGAUAGCACUUGGUUAUGCAAGUUUGUAUGAUUUCCAUCCAUGAACGCCAUUGUUAUACAAUUUAUAGAGCUGCUAGUUAUUUUACUGG
This is a messenger RNA of Rubroshorea leprosula, 1761 nucleotides long. The record is from the annotation of a GenBank genome assembly. Lineage: Eukaryota; Viridiplantae; Streptophyta; Magnoliopsida; Malvales; Dipterocarpaceae.